GUGCUACUGCCCACAUAGCUCUCUGCAUCUGACAGAGGAGGAAGCGCCCGAAUAAUUAGGCAAAGGCCUGUGUGUUUCAAGCCUGGGCCUCCGGCUGUAGUUAGCUCACAGACAGACGACUUAACACCCCGUCGAAACCGAGGCGGCAGUGAAAGCGGGAGUCGAGCCGCGGAGCUGUUGUGAUAAGCUGCCCGCAGAUUAGUGAGGUUAGCCGGGAUUGCGCUAACAGGCGGAGCGGCGGAGGGGACGCUCUCGUACUCCCAUUUUGGCUUGUUUCAACUUCCAAACUACAUAAAGACAUCGAGAAACUUUUGUCGACAAGUCAGGAGACUGUGAGGGCUGCUCUCAGCAUGCGGUCGGAGCCACGGGUGUUGUAGGAUGAAGAGCCCGGCGCACCGCACCAGGGACAUCGAGCGGCAAGCUGGCUACCUGAAGCCCGAGCACUGCGCCCCUCCCCCGCCCCGCUCCGGCUCCGACACCAUGUGGUUCAUCCGCGACGGCUGCGGCAUCGUGUGCGGCGUCAUCACCUGGAUCCUGGUGUUCUACGCCGAGUUUGUGGUGGUGUUCGUCAUGCUGCUGCCUGCCAAGAACGUGUUCUACAGCCUCUUCAACGGGGUGAUCUUCAACGGCCUCGCUUUCCUCGCCCUCGCCUCUCAUGCCAAGGCGAUGUGCACGGACCCGGGAGCCGUGCCUAAAGGGAACGCAACCAAAGAAUUCAUUGAGAGCCUGCAGCUCAAACCAGGACAGGUGGUGUACAAGUGUCCCAAGUGCUGCAGCAUCAAACCCGACAGAGCUCACCACUGCAGUGUGUGUAAACGCUGCAUCAAAAAGAUGGACCACCACUGUCCCUGGGUGAACAACUGCGUCGGAGAGAACAACCAGAAAUACUUUGUGCUCUUCACGAUGUAUAUUGCUCUAAUAUCCUUCCAUGCGCUCAUCAUGGUGGCCUUCCAUUUUCUUUUCUGCUUUGAAGAAGACUGGUCAAAGUGCAGUAACUUCUCUCCACCAGCAACUGUCAUCCUCCUCAUCCUCCUGUGCUUUGAGGGUCUCCUCUUUCUGAUCUUCACUGCAGUCAUGUUUGGGACUCAGGUCCACUCCAUCUGCACCGAUGAGACGGGUAUCGAACAGCUGAAGAAAGAGGAGAGAAAAUGGGCCAAAAAGUCAAAAUGGAUGAACAUGAAGGUGGUGUUUGGUCAUCCGUUCUCUAUAGCCUGGCUGAGCCCCUUUGUGGUACCCGACCACGGCAAGGCAGACGUGUACCAGUACAUUGUGUGAAUGCUGGAAAUCUAGCUGGGUUCUGCUGCUCAGGAUUUAGACUGAUUAAUCCUGGUCUGCAUCCUAAUGGUUGGACUUCAAUGAGCGUGAACUCUUCUUCACCACAUCUACAUUUUCUUUCUUUCUUUAUUGAUGUUUCGGAGUGUAUUUCUGUUGGCUGUUACAUUGUCAAAGUACUUUUAAACAACAAAUCAUCUUCUUUUAGUUCUAUAAUUUCCCUAUUGGUGCUGACUGAAGUAAAUGAGGAGUAAGUGUAUAAUAAAAUCCAAACAAGAAAAAAAAUAACCCUCAACAUAAGCAGCACCAGCUUGAUGAGAAACACUUGAUGAGCUUUGGCAAAAUGACUCAGAGUGACUGAGUUCUGCCUUUUCUGGAGUACAGAUUUCUGCAGUAUGUCUGAUCAUUUCCAUUUCCAAGACUAAACAAUGUGAACUCGAGACUGAAGUCCAGCAUGUUGUCGCUCAAAGCGGCGCAACCCGGCUGCCAAGAUGGACGCCGGGUUUUGUCUUCCUGUAAACACUGUUGUGAUCCUGUCACUUCCUCAUUUGCUGUAUUUCUUUUUUGCUCAGUGCUGUGGAUGAUUUUGCCUUGAAACAGUGCAUCGGUGAAUGGAGGCAUCUGCUAUUUUUUAAAUACAUUUCUAUUAUUUUGCCUUAAUGGGACAGUCAGGGUGAGAUUACACUAUUAAACACUAUUUUAUUGA
Messenger RNA from Scatophagus argus, 1978 nucleotides. It is a transcript of the gene zdhhc3b, whose product is annotated as zinc finger DHHC-type palmitoyltransferase 3b. Gene Ontology annotation, molecular function: protein-cysteine S-palmitoyltransferase activity. NCBI's taxonomy places the organism in Eukaryota, Metazoa, Chordata, Actinopteri, Scatophagidae. Gene Ontology annotation, biological process: peptidyl-L-cysteine S-palmitoylation; protein targeting to membrane. Gene Ontology annotation, cellular component: endoplasmic reticulum; Golgi apparatus. The transcript has 7 exons. The record is from RefSeq and is a predicted model, not a curated record. The coding region runs from base 379 to 1275 and encodes 298 amino acids.